AUGUCGGCUUGUGGUCGCCGGAUCAUAGCCGGCGCAGCCGCAUCACCGACGGCUCGCAUCUGUCAAGUAUCACAGCGACAACCAGCAAUCGCCAACGAAUUGUGGCGAGUGUCUGGAAAUCAAAUCGAUCGACGGCGAGGUAUAAUUCUGCAAUCGCCGAGGCAAUCGAGACGGUGGGUGAUCGAAGCUGUGGGACCCGGGGGAAAAGUAUCUGUACGAAAUGACGGUGGUGACGAGGAGAAGAAGGUAGGGCCGUGCGCCUACGCGGUGGGGGAUCAGGAGGUUCGAGAGUUGGUGCAGGAGAGAAGAGUGGAAAAUGAUGAUCGGAGGGUGGAGGUGGUGGUAGCAGCGGCUGUGACGGUGGUGUUGGGAGUAGGUAAUCGUGUUCUGUAUAAGUUGGCUUUGGUUCCACUCAAGCACUACCCCUUCUUUCUAGCUCAGCUCGCCACGUUCGG
Ilex paraguariensis (yerba mate) is the source of this 455-nucleotide messenger RNA. The record is from the annotation of a GenBank genome assembly. Lineage: Eukaryota; Viridiplantae; Streptophyta; Magnoliopsida; Aquifoliales; Aquifoliaceae.